Molecule: messenger RNA, 2799 nt
Organism: Gregarina niphandrodes
Lineage: Eukaryota; Apicomplexa; Conoidasida; Eugregarinorida; Gregarinidae
Product: putative tetratricopeptide repeat protein
Exons: 1
Coding region: 1-2799 (932 amino acids)
Molecular function (GO): protein binding
Source: RefSeq, a predicted model, not a curated record
AUGGAGGAACUUGGCUGGCUGGUAGGCGACGAGGUGUUGCGCUGGACGGACGUAGAACGCACGUGGCGCAGUGUGGCCGGAGACUUGAGCGGGGUAAGUGUGACGGCGACGUACGAGAUAUUAGCCAGCAAGCUGUGUUCAUAUGACCCACCACAGCUCCUCAAGGCGGCCGUUUACGGAUUGCGACUGUUUGCCCAAUCGACGUGGACGGGCCCUGCCGUCGCAAACAUGAGCUGCGACGACCUCAGUCUGCUCUCCGUGGACGGCCAGGUUGUCGAGUCCCUCUGCGACUGUCCAGAAGCCCUCCGGAUUGGACGCUUGCUCGCCCGUUUCCUCACCCUAGAAUGGGAACAAACCACUGACGGCGACAUGCCUUCCUGUGACAACGGUGAUGCCAAUGAUAACAGCAAGACCGGUUCUUAUGGUUACCACACCUUCCUUUUAUGGUACGCUCGCAGUUCGUUGAUGCUGCACCGGUCCUUCGUGGGCGGCGUUGCGCACGACGAAGCGAACACUCUCAAACGCGAAGUCUUUUUCUACUUCGGCAACUGGUGCAAGUUGUACGGCGUGCUGCCGCCAGACUUCACUUACCCCGUCGAGGAACUCAGGUACCCGAUGAGCCACUCGCCCAUCGGGCGCGUAAACGACAGACUCAAUGACUAUAUUCUGCUCGAGAUCUCCGCUGCUAUGAGUCUUUACCACCAUGGUGAAGCCUUCAAGACGUUUCUCGAAGGUGACUUUUGGAAACUCAGGGUCAACUUUUCAGGCCGCCUGGGCAUCAAGCGACAACACCAACAGGACGCCGUGGCGCAACUUGUCGUCGAAGUCCAAGGCAAGAGCAGCUCUCUCAGACCCACCCUCCCUGCGUCAACUCCGUUCGAGGAACAGCUACCAGCGGUACUAGGGGAACAGCCACAGCCACAGCCAUCAAUGGUACUAGGGGAACAGAGCCCAGCGGUAAUAGGGGAGGCUGCCGGAAAGCCUGCGUCAAGUAGGCCGGACGAAGUGGCUUCCUUUACCAUGAAGCGGACGGACGUGGGCGUGAGUGUCGUAGAUUUAAAAGCCAUCGAUCCCCACACGGACGUGUUGGAGACGCCUGUGUUUACGGAAGGUGGGUCGGGGGUUGAGAGUCGUUCGUUGGACGAGCAGUUUUAUCUGUUGUCCUGGGCGGCUCAGAAGUUGUUAGUGAGCAGCACGAGUGACGAGUUGGCCAUGAGUGAGGUGUCUGCUUUGGCGAAGAGUGUGCUGGAGCAGGAGGGCGCGCAGGACUGGGCGAGCUGGGGUUGCGCACUGUGGAUCCGGUCAUUGGCGGAGGCACGCCGGUCCAAGUGGCGCGAGCGAGCGUGUUUGCAGAUGCUCUCGCUCGAAGAUCAGUUCGCCAAACCCUCGCCGCCUGCGGAGGCGCGGCUGCGCUACCUCUGGCUGACUGCGUACCCGAACAAGUGGGAGAUCCGGCGCCAGGUAGGUCGCGAGUUCGAAUCCAUCGGCGCUGUCUUAACCGCGCGCGAUAUGUACGCCAAGCUUCACAUGUGGACCGACGUAGUCGAGUGCCUCAUUGCUGCUGGCCGCCGCAACGAGGCCCUGGAAGUCGUCGAAACCGAAUUGAAAAAACAGCAGGAGGUGACAAACACCGACCACGCAGGUUGCGGGCGGUCGAGUCAGGUGUUGUACUGUUUGUUAGCUGACAUUAAGGGAGAGCCGUUUGGGUAUUUGCGGUCUUGGGAGUUGAGCAACGGCACAUACGCGCGUGCUGCUCGUUCGAUGGGUCGUUUGUUGAUGAAGCGAAUCGGCGAUUUGGAUGACGGGGAGGGUGGUCGGGGCGCGGCAGGUGCGUGUAAGUGGCUGGGCCGGUCGGUGGCGGUGCAGCCAUACCAGCCAGCGACGCAGUUUACGUAUGGAUGCUUAUUGAUGCAGGCAGAACGGUAUCCGGAAGCCUUGGGUGCUUUUAGCCAGGUAGUUUCUCACACUGAGGACGAAUAUGAGGCCUGGGCUAACAUGGGGGCCAUCCACAGCCGGCUGGAGCAGUGGGAGAGUGCGAAGCGCUGUCUGCUUAUGGCAGGAAAGAAAGCGGGCCACAAAAGCUGGCGUGUUUGGGAUUCUUAUACCAAGGUCUGUUUCCAGCUUAACGACAUGUCAGGAGCCCUUGAGGGCUUCCUGCGGCUCCUGGAUUGCCGCAAGGCCAACCAGAUACCCAUUUGGAUGCUUCAUCGACUCAUGAUGGCCGCCGUCACGAGCGACAAGACCGCGCUCAGCAAAGACUACUUCCUGGCCCGCGUCCUGCAGGCGUUCAAAGACUACCACAACCAACUCAACAUGCCACUGCCCAGUCAGGCUCUUACUCGUAAUGAACAAGUGGACGUCUUCACCGAGGAACCCGUCCGCGUACGACUCGAUCGUUACCGCAUCUGGUGCCUCCUCACUGAGGCCGUCGGCAUGGUCACCGACUGCUGGGAAAUCGCACUCAAGGGCGCCAGACACUUCAGACGGGUCCUCGAGGACUGCUUCGCCGCUGAAUGCCCCCUCAAACUCCGCGAAGACCAAACAUACCUACAGUUCGCAGACACACUCGUCGCCACCUGGACCAGAUGCGUGAAUGAACUGCACCACUUCUGCAAUAAACUCCGCACUAACAACGAAGCACCAAACGCCCUCGCCUUCUGGGAACAACAACGCGCCGAAUCCCAACGAUUCGUCGAAGAUACCAACAAGGCAACUCGAGUGUGGAUUGGAAACUGCACCUUCCUCACCCCGUCAGAACGAGACACCCUACUCUCCAGAUUCAACGAAGCUUUUCCCUAA